AUGGACAAAAUUCUUUCCUUCAUUUCCAUUGGAAUUUAUGUGUUCCUCAUUUUCUGCAGAACCUCAACUGCAGCUGACACCUUGAUUUUCAAACAUGGCAGCUUUCAAUUGGGUUUCUUAAACACUGGGGUUUACAGGCGUCAAUUAGCAUCAACUUCAGGUGAUUACUGUGACAACGAUGGCCUUUGUGGCGACAAUGGAAUGUGUGACAUUAGUAAUUCACAAGUCUGCAGUUGUUUAAAAGGGUUCAAGCCCAAAAGACCAGACAAAUGGAACUUGGGAGAAUAUACAGAAGGUUGUGUGCGGCCUGAACUUUUGAAAUGCCAAAUUAAAGUUGGGUUUAUGAAAUAUGCUGCAGUGAAAUUGCCAGAUAUCACAAAUUCUUGGGUUAAUCAAAGUAUGAGCCUCAUGGAAUGCAGAGCAAGUUGCUUGAGCAACUGUUCUUGUAUGGCUUACUCAAGCUCCGGUAUCAAAGGAGAAGGCAGUGGCUGCACCAUCUGGUUUGGUGAUCUUAUCAACAUUAGAAAGCUUUUGGCUGGUGGGCAGGAUCUGUAUAUUCGAAUGCCUGCUUCGGAACUGAACGCGAAUUGCCGAAAGACAAAGAUCGCAGUGAUAGUUGUAUCCAUUGCUUCCAUUGUUUCUGGGAUGCUCUUAGCUGUUUGUUGCAUUUGCCGUAAGAGUUCAAAGUUCAAAGAGAAAAUGGGGAAGCAUGGAACAAUGAGUCAGAACUAUGAAGGACAGAAAGAAGACCUGGAGGUACCAUUAUUUAGUCUGUCCACAAUAGCCACUGCUACUGACAACUUUUCAUUCAACAAGAAGCUUGGAGAAGGUGGUUUUGGACCAGUAUACAAGGGUAGACUAGUAGAUGGGCAAGAAAUUGCGGUGAAGAGGCUCUCACAAAGUUCAGGGCAAGGAUCAAACGAGUUCAAAACCGAAGUACGACUAAUAGCCAAACUUCAGCACCGAAAUCUCGUGAGGCUUCUAGGUUGUUGCAUUGAGCGUGAAGAGAAGUUGCUGAUUUAUGAGCACAUGCCCAACAAAAGCUUGGACUUCUACAUUUUUGAUCAAACUCAAGGUAGACUGUUGUAUUGGUCAAAACGCUUCCACAUUAUCUGUGGGAUUGCCAGGGGUCUUCUCUAUCUGCAUCAUGAUUCAAGAUUGAGGAUUAUUCAUAGAGAUCUUAAAGCAAGUAAUGUUUUACUUGACAAGGAGAUGAACCCAAAAAUCUCCGACUUCGGCUUAGCUAAAACUUUUGGAGGAGAUCAGAAUGAAGGAGUUACAAGAAAUGUUGUUGGAACCUAUGGUUAUAUGGCACCGGAAUACGCCAUUGAUGGCCAAUUCUCUGUAAAAUCAGACGUUUUUAGCUUUGGCAUUUUGUUGUUGGAGAUAAUAAGUGGGAAGAGAAGUAGAGGAUUUUAUGAUCCGGAUGAACACCUUAACCUCAUUGGAUAUGCAUGGAGAUUGUGGAAAGGAGGGAGGUCUCUAGAGUUGAUUGAUGAAAGCUUAAGCGACUCAUGCGCUCUAUCAGAAGUCUUGCACUGCAUACACAUUAGUCUUUUAUGUGUGCAACAGCUUCCUGAAGACAGGCCAACCAUGUCAUCUGUGAUUCUGAUGUUAGGUGAUGGGGGCGCCUUGCCUCAACCCAAGAGGCCAGGUUUCUUUGGUGGAAGAUAUUCAUCUGAAGCAGAUUCUUCGUCAAUUAAGAACGAAAUAUCUUCACCCUUUGACUCUACAAUAACCGUGCUGGAGGCUCGAUAA
Prunus armeniaca (apricot) is the source of this 1758-nucleotide messenger RNA. The record is from the annotation of a GenBank genome assembly. NCBI's taxonomy places the organism in Eukaryota, Viridiplantae, Streptophyta, Magnoliopsida, Rosales, Rosaceae.